Molecule: messenger RNA, 511 nt
Organism: Rhopalosiphum maidis (corn leaf aphid)
Lineage: Eukaryota; Metazoa; Arthropoda; Insecta; Hemiptera; Aphididae
Exons: 2
Coding region: 101-511 (136 amino acids)
Source: RefSeq, a predicted model, not a curated record
CACCGACAAAAGUUUUGAAUCUAUCAACACGAAACUCGAUCAUCCUGCUCUUAAACAACGCAACAUUGCAGCUCAAAAUUUAAAAUGUCAAGCGGAAAGGAUGGUAACCAGAGGCAAAGGCAUCCUUCCUCCUUUAAAAGUUGGUGACAAUGUGCUGGUGUCAAUCCCGUCGGUAGAUCGAGGGCGAGGAGAUGCAGCCAACCUUCUUGCAGUUAUCAUAGAAGAAAAAGAUGGUAAAUUUCGUAUUGGGACUAAAGAAGGAAUUUUAAGCACAUGGCUGGAACGGAACAGUCUGGCAGCUACAAAGUACUGUUCUCUAACGACUGCAGACGUUCAACAAAAUGAAUAUUCAUUACGGGAACUUGUUAGAUUGGGGUCAGUUGGGACCGGACAAUGCUAUCGACGUUGUACUUGUCGUACAAAUUGCACAUCUAAAAAGUGCACAUGUAAAAAAAAUAAUAUGAUGUGUAAUUUGGCGUGCCACCCAGGCUAUACUUGUCAAAAUGUUUAA